ACCGCGUUGCAUUCUUGCGGCUCACGAGUCACGACCACCCAACCCAACCCACCCACGAAGACGUCAACACGAACGCGAACGCGCGCGCGACGGCGCGAGCCGUAUGUAAGGUUCGCUGCGGCUUCUUCUUCCGCUCGCCCGCGCGCUCAUGGCCGCACUCCGCCACGCGACGCGGCGCGCGUAGGAGGCAGGCGGCUCGUGCGUAUAAGAGGCGACGAGACGAGACGACGACAAGAAGACGCCGGAAGCAGAGGCAGGUAGCGUAGCGGCGGCAGUGAAGCGAGGGACGACUAGCGACGAUGAGUUCUCGCUCGGCGGCGCGAGGAGGGGUGCCGCGGCCGAGGAGGCCGAGCAGCGGCGGCGGCGGCGGCGGCAGUAACACGCCGAGGCCGGGCGGUGGGGGUGGCGUGUUCCCCGGGCGAGCGGAGGGGUUCAACUGGUGGGGCGCGGGCGGGCGAGCGGCGGCGGCGGCAUCGACGGCGCCGUUGGCGAGGCGGCAGGCGUGCGGCAGGGCAGGCAGGGCGUCGGCGAUGGCUCGGGUGCCGACGGGGAACCGGGAGGUGGUGCGGCGGGCGCUGUCGCCGCCCGCCACGCGCAGCCGCGGCGCCGGCGCGCUGAGGAGGUGGAGCUUCCGGCCGGCGCCGAGCCGGCUCCGCAACGCGUCGUCGUCGCCGUCCUCCCCUGCCUCGCCACGGUCGCCGUGAUUUUUCUCCUCUGCCGCCAUGGCGGCGGUUCUGACCGGAUUUUGGCAUUCUUCCGUUGGUGACUUGGGGUAGGCACCGGAGAUUACUGUCCUUUGUAAUUAGGAGUAGUAGUUUGUAACGUUUAAUUUUUAGAUGAUGAUCCUCUGUAAUUAGUAGUUCCAGAUUAAUUCUUUUGACAUGAUACACGUACACUGGGAAAAUGAAUUUUGAGAAUUACACAGUA
Molecule: messenger RNA, 927 nt
Organism: Oryza sativa Japonica Group (Japanese rice)
Lineage: Eukaryota; Viridiplantae; Streptophyta; Magnoliopsida; Poales; Poaceae
Source: RefSeq, a predicted model, not a curated record